GCUAUAAAUAAACCUCAUAGAAGACAAAUACACUUGCCCUUCUACUCUCUCUCUCUCUCUCUCUCUCUCUCUCCACAAAUCCCUUGCAUGUAAGUGCAAAGUGGUACCUCGUUGUCUUAGACAAGUAGACAACUGACAUUUCACUCUCUCUCUCUCUGGUUUUUCUUUACUUGUGCAAAUCUUGUGCUGGGAUUGUGCAGAUAGAAAUGGCGGCGAAUGAAGGUCAAGGAGGAGGGCUAGGAAAUCACCAAGGUCCACCUGGUUGGACAGUUGAAGCAAGGCCUCGCACCAACGAAAAGUAUUUGUGGAAAACUGAUUGGUUCUAUUAUGAACCAGGGACCCAGAGGCAAUACCGGUCCCUAAAAAAAGCAUGGGCUCGCUACGAGGAAACGAACCGGCAAAACCUUGAGGUCAUCGCACAAGAGAGGACUCGAUCACAUGGACUCGAAAAGGCAAGCUCACGAGACUUAGCAUCUUUCUGGCUAGCUAUUUGCUUCCGAUUUUCAAAAGCUAUUUACGCUAAACGAACAAAAAUUAUCAAUAGGACCGAGGAGUUUUCAGAAGAUAUUCAGAAGCAGUAG
Rhododendron vialii is the source of this 581-nucleotide messenger RNA. RefSeq lists its product as uncharacterized. The transcript is spliced from 3 exons. Bases 207 to 581 code for a protein of 124 amino acids. Gene Ontology annotation, molecular function: DNA binding. The record is from RefSeq and is a predicted model, not a curated record. NCBI's taxonomy places the organism in Eukaryota, Viridiplantae, Streptophyta, Magnoliopsida, Ericales, Ericaceae.